UGGUGUCGUUCUCUCGCUCGACUUCUACCGACCGCGAGUAAGAGGAUUCGAGCAUCACCCAGGUGACCGACCCAAGCUACUCGACUACCAUCGAUUUCUAAUAUCAGAACAAUUAUUCAGACCGACCCAUCAAGAUGUUCUUCAACCGCAUCAUUCUCGCGGCCGCGGCUGCAUACUUCGGCAUUGCCAGCGCUGUCGGCGGCGGCGCUGAGUGCCUCAACAAGCGCGGCGCUCUGGAGACGCAGACCUCGACCGUGACCACCACAGCUACGGUCACGUUCACUGUCGGCUGCGCCACCGCGACUCUGAGCUCGGUCAGCACCAGCGCCACCUCGACGACCGUCACCAAUGUCGUCACUCCCUCCACCACCGUUUCCACCACGGAGACCUUGACCCGGGAGUCGACCAUCCCGGGUACCACCUCGGUCACUACCACGGUCCCGUCCAUCCCGAGCGUCGCCAGCUCGUCGACCACCACCACCACCGGCAUCACCCACACCCACACCACCAUCGAAGGUCCCUCGUCGAGCAGCUCGGCCCCGCCGAACAGCACCAGCGUCAGCGGUGCCGGCGCCAAGCAGCCCGGCCUGGUCGGUGGCAUUGUCGUGGGUGGCGCGGUCGCCCUGGCUAUGGCCAUGGCUUGACAAUCUCUUGUUACCCUCUUUAUCCCGGCAAUUCAUUCAAGGACAAUACCGUCCUAGUACCGGGGAAGGGUUUGAGAGUGUAGCUUUGGGGGUUGGGUUGUUUGCUAUCUUUUUUUUCUUUUCAGACGUUUGCUCCUGGACUAGGGUUGGGCAUGUAGACGGACUACAUUCAUUGAUGGGAAAAGUGGGAGGAGGGUCAUUAAUGGGGAGGUUGACCGGGCUGAUGCUGUCAUGGAUGGGGAUUGUAGGGGGAUGAUAAGGAGUAUUUGAUAUUAGCUGAGCUUAAGG
This is a messenger RNA of Chaetomium strumarium, 932 nucleotides long. RefSeq lists its product as uncharacterized. The transcript has 2 exons. The record is from RefSeq and is a predicted model, not a curated record. Lineage: Eukaryota; Fungi; Ascomycota; Sordariomycetes; Sordariales; Chaetomiaceae. Bases 135 to 644 code for a protein of 169 amino acids.